Salpingoeca rosetta is the source of this 1348-nucleotide messenger RNA. RefSeq names its product phytanoyl-CoA dioxygenase. The coding region runs from base 55 to 1107 and encodes 350 amino acids. The record is from RefSeq and is a predicted model, not a curated record. The transcript is spliced from 3 exons. NCBI's taxonomy places the organism in Eukaryota, Choanoflagellata, Craspedida, Salpingoecidae.
CUUUGAAACCACACAACAAAGGCAGUCCUUCCACGCAGACCCAAAACAACGGUGAUGAGAAGAGUGGUGCAGGCAGUUCGACGCACAGCUGGGUUUGCACAACACACGCGCACGCUCUCAACAAAUAAGGACUGGACGGAGAGUGCCGUGAAAGGGCGGGUAGCAGCGGAGGUGUCAGAGGAUGUCACAGACUACUCAGAGUUCCAUCAGCCCGUGGGCCGCCUCUUGAAGCAGCUGCCGUCGAAGCAAGAUGACAUCCAGCAGUACAGGCUGAGCACAGAGCAGCUGCGGUUCUAUGACAACAACGGCUACGUGGGAGGCGUCCCCGCGCUCAGCAGCCAGCAGUGCGACAUGCUGCUGGAGGAGCUGGCCACCUUGGCUGAUCCAAGCAACCCCCACCCUGGGCACGGCCUGUUCCAUGAGUACCACGCGAACCAGACGCAGGAUCCAAACAACGUGCUUCUGCACGCGUUAGGCCACUGGCGCAUCACCCCUGGCUUUCACGACCUCAUCUUCCUUCCCAGCAUCACCGUGCCUGCAAGCCAACUCGUCGUGCGCCACGGCUCGGCGCCCUUCUCGGCCGUGCGCUUCUGGCACGACCAGCUCUUCUGCAAGCCGGCGCAUCAUGGCGGAAACGUUGCGUGGCAUCAAGACUACUCGUACUGGACGCGCACACGGCCCAUGCAACACCUGACAGUGCACGUUGCGCUCGAGGACCAGACUGCAGACAACGGCGCCAUCAUGUAUGUGCCGGGGUCGCACCACUGGACACGCGACGGCGCGCCGCUGCCCAUCACCGCAGACGACUUUGCCGAUAUGGACUCGAUUCAGGCAGUGUUGACGGAAGACGAGCGCAGGCACUGGAAGCCCGUGCACUGCUGCCUGAAGAAGGGAGAGGCCGUGUUCCACCACCCACUCGUCGUGCACGGCUCAUAUGGCAACCGCUCCCCACGCUCGCGCCGCGCGGCUGUUGUCAACUACUUUGCCGACGGCACAACAGCCAAUACCGAUGGCCCGCUGAUGGAUGGCAUCCCUGCUGUGCCGCGCGGUCAGCCGUGUGCAGGCCGCUUCUUUCCGCUCGUGUUUGACCCGCGCUGGUGCAUGUAACACCGUGGCGGUGGUGGGGAUGAGCAUGGUGACACGUGCUCGACUGGGUGCGCGACAAACCAUCAACACAAACAGACGACAGCAGCGGGAAUCGCAACCGCCCAACGACGACAGCACUGUUCGCGUAGUUCCUCUGCCUGUUCCCUUGCGCAUGAAGCCACUGAACGGCAGGCAUCGUUCACGUCUGCCACUUCUUGGCAUGUGUUGUUGUUACACGUUCCGUUACACUACUGUUCAUUCG